GCUCUGACACGGUCACACUGUCUGUCGAAUAACGUGAGCAGACAACAACAUCAUAACAGACUUAUUUACAAUAAUCACAAUCAAAUUCUCAGUGUUUUUUUUUUUUGCCAGCUUCCAAUUAAUUAUUUAUUAAGCAUUUCCGUGAAAACCCUGAGAACAAGUGAAACAAUAUGAGUAUGAGCGACGACGACCGAGACAUUGAUAUUGAGAGUGACGACGAUGGCGACUCCGAUAAUGGAUUGGGUUCCUCGCGACACACAAGCACUGCAAAUUUCACCCAGGCUGAAAAGCGGGCACAUCACAAUGCGUUGGAACGAAGACGGCGCGAUCACAUCAAGGAGAGCUUCACCAAUCUUCGGGAGGCUGUGCCCACGCUUAAGGGCGAAAAGGCGAGCCGAGCUCAGAUCUUGAAAAAGACCACCGAAUGCAUACAAACGAUGAGGCGAAAGAUCAGUGAAAACCAAAAGGAUAUCGAGGAGAUCAAGAAGCAAAACAGCCUGUUAGAUCAACAAAUUCGAGCCCUAGAAGGUCCAAACGACGAUCACUUCUCGGAAUUUCUCAGCGAUGAUGAAUUGGGCAGCGAGGAGGCCGAUGACGAUGAAAUUGAUCAGCCCGACUUUAGUAGACGAAAUAAAAAGAUGAAGACCUUCCACGCAUAGCCGCUUUUCCAGCUCAAAAUGCUGCGUAGUAGCACGUUCCGGUUUUCGCUUUCAUCAAUAUUGUGAAUAUUUUCGAUUUAAGUUUACAGUUCUUAGAGUUGUGUUAUCCAAAGCAAUAGCCCCCCAAAGUUGUGAAGGAAUUGUUUCCAAUUCAAAUCAAUUCUAAUUCGAUCAAAAUAAGUGAAAAUGAAAACUGAAACAAACCCAAAAUUCAUAAUCAUCAUUAGCUGUAAGUCCAUCCUGUAACCCACCCACUCUACCUUAAUUUGUAUGCGUGUUUUUUUGUACUUUGAGCAAAUUAACAUUUUCUGCGCUAACAAUAAAAGAUGUAAGUACAUAUUUUAAAACAAAA
Drosophila ficusphila is the source of this 1011-nucleotide messenger RNA. RefSeq names its product protein max (gene Max). NCBI's taxonomy places the organism in Eukaryota, Metazoa, Arthropoda, Insecta, Diptera, Drosophilidae. Bases 171 to 659 code for a protein of 162 amino acids. The transcript has 5 exons. Gene Ontology annotation, cellular component: RNA polymerase II transcription regulator complex. Gene Ontology annotation, biological process: positive regulation of transcription by RNA polymerase II. The record is from RefSeq and is a predicted model, not a curated record. Gene Ontology annotation, molecular function: protein dimerization activity; DNA-binding transcription factor activity.